Molecule: messenger RNA, 3077 nt
Organism: Phanerochaete carnosa HHB-10118-sp
Lineage: Eukaryota; Fungi; Basidiomycota; Agaricomycetes; Polyporales; Phanerochaetaceae
Exons: 2
Coding region: 398-1768 (456 amino acids)
Source: RefSeq, a predicted model, not a curated record
ACUGAUAUAUGACAGACUAUCCUAGCGAAGAUGCAAGGCGUCUAAGGAGAUGUGCUCCGCUUGCCCACAUGCACAGUAAGCAUAUCAAAAUCAAGGAUUGCCUUUUGUCGACCCGUGAGGUCGAGAGGGAGCCAUAGCGCUCAAUGACGGACCAUUUGACCGACCGCUUUCGCUCUCUUGACUAUUAGACAAAAUGGGCGACUCUUUCGGUGGCGCGUCUCGUAAUUGCAACGUCGGCACAGCGGGAUGAGUGAUGCCGCCUUCAUGUCAGUGUCAAGCGUAGCUAUAUGGUGAGCGUAAUUAGUUCAAUCACAACUAUGAUACAUGAAACUUCAUUCUCGCAAGUGGUCAAAAGGGCGAGACGGAGCGCAGCGCAUCUCUUCCCUCGUUGUCAUCCAUGUCUUCACCCUCGUCUUCGACCACAGCUCCGCCACCGCUGCCCGCCGCCAUGUCCCCGCGGUGGAGACCAUGGUCCGUCCCUGUAGACAUCACCCGCAUGACGCGGGAGAUCUGCGGCCUGCUCAACAGGGUCACCCGAGCGAACUUCGACGCCGUCUCCGAUCGGAUCGCACGCUGGGCCAUCGUAAUCGAGGCAGACGGGAGCCGAGCCGCCCUCGACACCUUCGUCCAGACCGUCUUCGCACGCGGUGUGCGUGACCCCGCGCGAAUGGAGCUAUACGUAGCCCUUUGCGUGCGGAUCAUCGACGAGCUGGAAGGCGAGCGAAACCUGUGGAAGAGGGUGGACUUGUACCAUGUCGGCAAUCCCCUAUGCUCCUUCGAGACCGUUAUUCGCUUAAUGCCGAGUGCGAAGUUUCAAGGUGCUCUCGUGAGCGGAGACACAGAUAACAUGCUCUUCUUACUCGUAUUCCUUGGAGAGUUACUCGUGCAAGGCAUCUUGUACGUCGAGGACGUGCAGGAUGUCCUGGGUGCCGUCCUGGAGCGCGUCCGCAAAGGCGACGGAAACGCAGCGAUAGGCCUUCGUAGGUUCCUCCGUCCUGUGCUGAAGGCCUUCAAUGCGAUCCAUAUCCUUAACUCCCUGGAAACGACGCAAAAGAUUCAGUACGUCUUGCAGACGCCGGGGCUCCCUAAUAUGAUUCGGUAUAUCCUCCUGAGUCUUCUUGACCAGGUUUCAUACCCCCAGCCCUCGGAUGCGUUCAACUCCAGUCAAGAACGCAUAGAGGCCUAUGGCUUCCUGUCAGACGACGGAGCAGACUCGCCUAUGGAGAUGGACGACGAGAUAGACAUGAGUCGCCUCCUUCAAAGCUGUCGCGAACGUGCAACCAUUUUCUUCGUGAGGCGCAGCCACAGCUACGCGGAGCAAGCUCUUCUAGACUUGCGUCCCGAGCACCGGCACUACUUCUUCCAGCAGCUCAUCUCGGACGUGCUCCACCACCACGAUCCCGCCGAAGCACGUCUGGUCGGGUCGCUGUGGCUGCUAGAGACGACACACCGGCUGUGCGAAGAAGACCACGCCUUCUUGCGCGCUCUCGAGGCAGAGCUGUUCGCACUUCCAGAUACGGUUCUCGACGUGCCCGACGCGUGUCACCUCGUUGCCACCAUCCUGCACGAAACGCCCUUGGACAUGCAGAUGCUCGAGUCGCUGGUCUGGCAGUCUAUCCCGCCAGAAGGCAAGGUCAGAGAGCGGAUGUUAGGAGAGCUGAGGACGAGGGAGUUGGAAGGCGAAGAGGAAGAGCAGUCGAGACGAAACAGGUUCGACCGGUUCGUCCGGGAUGACCCAUCUUCAUCUACUUCAGCACAUGCUUUUUGAUGCUAGGCACCUCUCGUUCGUAUAGAGAGCAGACGAGUAGUAAUCUAGGGUAUUGUACAGUGACGUACUAGAUAGGUGUAGGAUGUGUAAGACGUAGCCCAGUCGCCAACCGCGUACGCAAUCAGGACGACCUAUCGCCGCUCGUCUGACUUGCGGCUUGCUCGACCUUCUCGCCACCAUUUGACGGUGUUACAGAAGCUUUCCGGUUUUCGGCCUUCUCAGCUUUUUCAAGAACGUCGUCCGAGGGGGCAACCGAAGUCUUCCUCUUUUUGGCUUUCUCGACAGUUGGCUCAGAGAGUUCUCGCGAACGCUUGGUGCCUCUGGGUGCAGCCCGUUUUCGACGACCCUUGACCUUCGCAAUCUCUUCUUCCGAAUCGUGGUCGCCGCUUUCGUCCUCCGGUUUGUAAGCCUGGGAGUCCACCGCUAGUCGUUUACUCCUGCGAGUAGGGAGAGGCUUCCUAGAAGUGGUGGGCACUGACUUCCUAGCUUCGUCUUCAUUCGGUGUAGCUUCCCCUGCGUUGUCUGCGGAAGGUUGGUCGGGACCUGCGGUUUCCGGGCCUACAGAAGCAGACUUCGCGGCGCCUCGCCGACGCUUUGACGGGCGCUUGCUCUCCUCUUCGCUCUCCUCCCCAUCCGAGAUGGAUCGAUUAGUGAAACUGCUUCCAAUCGAUACUCGACUGCGCGCGGGAGAAGACGCCGCAGAGGCAGACUCAGCAGUGGCAGCGGGCGACUUCUUAACGGCGCUCAAGGACUUUUUGGUCAACCCGAGGCCGUUGCGGCUGCUAAUGGCGUCGAUAUUUGAGAUUCUACCCUUCCGAUCGGUUCCUCCAAUCUUGAGCUUCUCCCCGGGUAAUGGCAGGUAGAACAAAUCGCGGUCGAGAUCCUUGCCGACGAGCUGGUGGAGUAUACCAACAAGGAAUGCGAACCCUCUGAUAUUGAGGGCCUCAACAUUCGAUCGCAGUCGUCUCACAUCCUCAAUGGUGGGCUCGCCUUCCUCCUUGAUAUAAUACUGCUCCAUAAGCUCUGUAUUGCUGAGAGAGCAGGCAGGAACCACGAAGUACGAACGAUGGCGAUAUUUAUCCCUGCGUAUACUGAUCUUGCGGAACCGACAAUGGGAUCGCGUUACUGGAGAAGUGCUCAGUGACGAGUACUGUGGAGGUGCGGGAAGCUCAGCAUGCUGCGGCUCAGCGGAUGCGACUCGUGGGGGUGCUACAUCAGGAGGUGCUGACGCCUCGUCGGGAGCUAUCGCGACUUCCACGGGCUGAAUAAUGGGCUGGCUGACAGGAGCCGGAGGAACCGGAAGAACCAG